Molecule: messenger RNA, 4782 nt
Organism: Danio rerio (zebrafish)
Lineage: Eukaryota; Metazoa; Chordata; Actinopteri; Cypriniformes; Danionidae
Source: RefSeq, a predicted model, not a curated record
CUCAAACUCAGCUCUCUCUCAGUGAACUCACAUCUGCUCAGGAUCUGCUGCAGACGAUGUUUACUGUGAUUUUACUCCAUGAUUUCACCGAAGAUGGUCGCGGCACACACCUCCAGCCACCCGUCUGCAUCUGCUGACUGGAUCGUCUGUCUGGAUAAGAGACCAGAGGAGCGUUCAGGGGAAGACGUGGACAUAAUCAUGGUGCGUCUGAAAAGUGUGAAGGCCUUCGAGAAGUUCCACCCACCUCUUCUUCAGCAGAUCUGUCUGUGCGGCUUUUAUGAAUGUCUGGAGAAAGGCAUCACUCUGUACAGGCAGGGUGACAUCGGCACUAACUGGUACACCGUCCUGUCCGGUUCUCUAGACGUCAAAGUCUCCGAAACAGCAAACCAUCAGGAUGCGGUCACCAUCUGCACGCUGGGCAUCGGCACUGCUUUUGGAGAGUCUAUCCUGGAUAACACACCCCGCCAUGCCACCAUCGUCACCCGAGAGUUCAGCGAGCUGCUGCGGAUCGAGCAGAAGGACUUCAGGAACCUGUGGGAGAAUUAUCGUCAGUGUAUGGCUGGUUUGCUGGUCCCUCCCUAUGGUGUUAUGGACAGCGGCCCAAACGCUGACAGAAUGCCUGACAAAGAGAAUCUGAGCAACAGUUCUCCUGGACUAUCACCCAAGCACUUAAAUAAGAAAUCAUUCAUUGAAAAUCCCAUCAAAGUUCAUCCCAAACCCAUUAAUCAGGUGCCGUCAGAGAAGAUACUUCGGGCAGGAAAAGUGCUACGAAACAUCAUUUUAUCUCGAGCGCCUCAUAUGAUAAGAGACAGGAAAUACCACCUGAAGACGUACAGGCGGAGCUGCAUCGGCACUGAGCUCGUUGAUUGGCUGUUGCAGCACACAUCAUGUGUUCACUCUCGUGUUCAGGCUGUAGGGAUGUGGCAGGUGCUGCUGGAGGAGGGAGUGCUUAACCACGUGGACCAGGAGCCGACUUUCCAAGAUAAAUAUCUGUUUUAUCGCUUUCUGGAUGACGAAAGUGAGGAUUCAGGAAUGCCGAGUGAGGAAGACAAGAAGGAGAGUGACGAAGAGCUGCAGGACACGCUUCUGCUGCUGUCUCAGAUCGGCCCUGAUGCUCAUCUGCGGAUGAUCCUGCGCAAACAACCCGGCCAGAGGACGGUCGAUGACCUGGAGAUCAUUUAUGAGGAGCUGCUGCACAUUAAAGCCUUGUCCCAUCUCUCCACCACUGUGAAGAGGGAACUCGCUGGUGUUUUAAUAUUUGAGUCGCAUGCGAAAGCAGGCACAGUGUUGUUCAAUCAGGGUGAAGAAGGGACGUCCUGGUACAUCAUCCUGAAGGGCUCCGUCAAUGUGGUCAUCUAUGGAAAGGGUGUGGUGUGUACUCUACAUGAGGGUGAUGAUUUCGGGAAGCUGGCUCUGGUGAAUGACGCUCCUCGGGCCGCCUCCAUCGUGCUGAGAGAAGACUUCUGCCACUUCCUCAGGGUGGAUAAAGAAGACUUCAACAGAAUCCUCAGGGAUGUGGAGGCAAACACUGUCCGUCUGAAGGAACAUGAAGAGGACGUGCUGGUUUUGGAGAAAGCUAACAACAGGAGCUCCAGUUCUUCUCCUCUCAAGUACACUGUGAUGUCAGGAACUCCAGAGAAGAUUCUGGAGCACCUUCUGGAGACCAUGAAACUUGAUUGCCAAUUCUCAGAGUCAGAUCCUGCUCUGGAUGACUUUCUGCUCAUGCACUGUGUUUUUGUCCCGAACAGUCAGCUGUGUCCACUGCUCAUGACCCAUUAUCACGCUCAGGCGUCCCAGGGCAGUGAACAGGAGCGGAUGGAUUACACUCUCAAUAACAAGCGCAGGGUGGUGCGUCUGGUGUUACAGUGGGCCUCCAUCAACACGGACCACCUGCAGGAGGAGGACAGCUCCUUCAGCUUCAUACAGGAGUUUUAUGAGAUGGUGUGUGAAGACUCCAGGCUCACUCCAGCCCUGAAGGACCAUCUGCCCGAACUGGAGAAGAUCAUCAAGCAGAACUCAGAUGACGGCAGACCCUCUCAGAAAAAGCACAAAGUCCUGCUGCGUCAGUUCAGCACAGGGAACGACAGGCUUCAGAAGAGACAGCCCAUCAAAAGCACAGACGAGAUCCUCUUCAAGGUGUACUGCAGUGAUCACACCUACUCUACUAUCCGUGUGCCCGUGUCUGCAUCCGUCAGAGAGGUCAUCGCUGCUGUAUCCGACAAACUGAGCUCAGGAGACGAUCUGCUGCUCAUCCAUCUCAACUCAGCUGGAGAUAAAGAGCUUCUGAAGCCGUCUGAUGUUUCCAUCUUCUCAUCUCUCAGCAUUAAUGGCCGUCUGUUCGUCUGCCCGAGGGACCAAAUCGACUCUUUGACGCCGCUGCCCGAGCAGGAGGGACCGUCUGCAGGCUCCAUGUCCACGUUUGAGCUCAUGAGCUCUAAAGAUCUGGCCCAUCAGAUGACCCUCUACGACUGGGAGCUCUUCCACUGUGUGCAUGAGCAUGAGCUGAUCUACCACACGUUCGGCCGACAUCAUUUUAAGAAGACCACCGCCAAUCUGGACCUGUUCCUGCGGCGCUUCAAUGAGGUGCAGCUGUGGGUGGUGACGGAGGUCUGUCUGUGUCCCGCGCUCAGCAAACGAGUGCAGCUCCUCAAGAAGUUCAUCAAGAUCGCUGCACACUGUAAGGAGUUUAAGAACCUGAACUCAUUCUUUGCCAUUAUCAUGGGUCUGGGAAACCCUGCGGUCUGUAGACUCAGUCAGACAUGGGAGAAGCUGCCCAGCAAAUUCAAGAAGUUUUAUGGAGAGUUUGAAAACCUAAUGGAUCCCUCCAGAAAUCACAGAGCAUAUCGACUUACAAUGGCCAAGCUAGAACCCCCCAUCAUCCCCUUCAUGCCCUUAUUAAUUAAAGACAUGACUUUCACACACGAGGGAAACAAGACCUUCACUGACCGACUGGUCAACUUUGAGAAGAUGAGAAUGAUUGCAAACACAGUCAGAAUCAUAAGAUACUGCAGAAGUCAACCAUUUGAUCAGGAAGCUCCGCAGGCGACGGGUAAAAGCCAUCAGGACGUGCGCACUUACGUCCGCCACAUCAGCGUGAUCGAUAACCAGCGCAGUCUAUCACAGCUGUCCCACCGUCUAGAGCCCCGGCGGACAUGAAAACCCCACAGCUUCACCUCCACCUCAGCCAGAAGAUAAGCUAGAGCAACACAGCAGCCAAACACAAGGGCUUUUCCCCCCCGCGCCGGCUUGUCUCAAAGUGUGGCUUCGUCUCGGUGUGCGGAUCUGCAGGCUUUCUCAUAUUCUGCCACGAAAGACGAAGAAGACGAUGCUGAUUCGAGAUGCUGCUUCUCUUUAUUUACAGGUUUCUGAACAGUUUGACACCAUACACUAAUAUUGGCAUCCUUGGUAAAUAAGAGGAAAGAAUGAUUUGGAAAAUGUUGUUUUAUGUUUAAUGAUCUUUUCAACGCAGGCUCAUUCUGAAAACGUAAUCCCAUGGACAUUUCUGGAGACCGCGAAAUACGUCCCGGGAGGUACCUAUUUUUGCAGUUUUUGUUUUUUUGAAUCCACGAGAGGCCGCUGUGUGCGCUUUUUCACAUCUCAAAUGUCUCUCGCGAGUGCCCUUCACACCCACGCUAUUAUCGCGUAAACCCACCAGAGGGCGCUGUCGUACGACCAUCUGUGUGACUGACUGAAUGAUUUACUGAGCGACCCACCCUCCUCCUUCCCUAAACCCAACCAAUUUUGCCAAUUGACCUGCCCACCCAUUUACUUCCCUAAACCCAACCAACAAUUUACAAAAGCCGUCCAGAAAAAGAAAAGCCCUCUUCUGAUUUUUAUCACUUUUUCGGAUUUUAUCGCUGGCUUGGGUUUCCUCCGGGGGCUUAAGUAUCCCCCACAGCCCGAAGACAUGCACUAGAGGUGAAUUGAAUAAUCUAAAUUGGCUCUAUGUGUGUGAAUGUGAGUGUGUAUGGGGUUUCCCAGUACUGGGUUGCAGCCGGAAGGGCAUCCGCUGUGUAAAACAUAUGAUUCAUAAGUUGGCGGUUCAUUCCGCUGUGGCAAUGAGGGACUCAGCCGAAGGAAAAUGAAUGAAUGCAUGCACAGAGCUAAAGACACUUAAUGAGAGUUGUUAUCAGUAGCAUGCACAAACUCGUAAUCAUAUUCAUGGCAUGUCAUCGUGAUUAUGGAGGUGUCAUGAACACCCCCUUCAACUAAAGUCUUAGCAUGAAGCCCCUACCCUCUUUUAAAAGCAAACAUUUGAUUUUUUUGGUUUUAUUUUGAACAAAAGAUCAAUGAAGCUUUCUUUGCUCCUGUUUACCAAGGCUGCUAGUAUUAACAGAGGACACUGCGUGUUGUGUGUUUGUUUUUUUUUAUUAGAGUUUGGAAUCAUGAGCUUGAAAGUGAAGUUUUUUCCUGUCUGAGUUUUAUGAGACCUCUUUUCAUACUUUGAAGGAGAUUAAGAGCGUAUUAGCUGUACUGCUGGACACAGUUUGGGGUCAGAUGAGUUAAAAAGGAAUGUUUUAAAUUAUUAAAUGGAUCAAAAAUGAGUAUUUAAUAAAGUAUAACUGUCUAUUGAUCAAAGAAUGCCAAAUGUGUCACCGUUCCAACAAAAAUCUACACAAAAAUGUAAGAAACACUACGUUUUUUGUUUUAUUUUUGGAAAUAGGCUCAUUUUACAGCUCACCUGGUGUUAAACAAAUUGUUGAAAUUUACCAUUUUUUGUCUGGCAGGAGCAUUUUUAGCGUAGCUUAGCAUAGAUCAUUGAAUCGGAUUAGACCAUUAGCA